Messenger RNA from Hyaloscypha bicolor E, 1605 nucleotides. Its product is annotated as phosphoglycerate mutase-like protein. NCBI's taxonomy places the organism in Eukaryota, Fungi, Ascomycota, Leotiomycetes, Helotiales, Hyaloscyphaceae. The record is from RefSeq and is a predicted model, not a curated record. The coding region runs from base 1 to 1605 and encodes 534 amino acids. The transcript is spliced from 7 exons. Gene Ontology annotation, molecular function: acid phosphatase activity.
AUGCUAUCGAACAGCCUACUCGGGAUCAGUACCCUUGGGAGUGCUAACGCUUCAAAAAAGUCUGGUGAUUGUUCGUCAAGUUCUACGACGGUGCCACAGUAUUUCCAGACGAGCCCCGAGCUGUGGGCUGGUCCUACGGCUACGGGAAGAGCACCCUUCCUUGCCCAAACCAAUCCAGUGUCGUUCGCUCCGACAGUCACGUUCGUCCCAAAUACUCCUCUCGAGACCGCAGUACCGAUUGUUGGUCAGAGUCCGAACCAAAGUAUCUUUCAGCUCAUGGGCCAACUAUCUCCUUACUUCCCGAACCCAUCUGGAUUUGGAGUGGCUGAGUAUCCUCUUCCUCCAGGAGCGAAUAUCACUCAUGUUCAGAUGCUUUCAAGACAUGGAUCUAGAUAUCCUACCACUGGAGCCAAUGUCUAUGCUCUUGGAGAAAAGAUUGCCAAUAGCACUGGAAAGUUCCGGGCUACAGGUCUGCUAUCCUUCCUCAAUGACUGGGCAUAUGAACUCGGCGCGGAGAUCCUUGUGCCCAAAGGUCGCCAGGAGCUUUUUGAUAGCGGAGUGUUGCAUUAUUAUCAAUACGCCCAGCUGUAUAACCCCCACAGCAAGAUCAUUGCCCGUACAACAACCCAAGACCGCAUGUUGAAGUCGGCAGAGUACUUCCUGGCAGGAUUCUUCGGGUUGGAGUGGACCAACAACGCAACAAUCGAAGUCAUCAUCGAGGCCAACGGGUUCAACAACUCUCUUGCUGGCUAUGAUAAUUGCAAUAACUCCAACAGCUUCCGCAACGCAGGCGGCGUCAACGCGAUGAACGAAUGGGUAGAGAUCUAUCUCCAGAACGCAACUACACGCUUCCAGUCCAUGAUCCACGGCGUCAACUGGACGGUCGCAGACACCUAUGCCGCACAAACCAUGUGUCCCUACGAGACCGUCGCCUACGGCUACUCGGCCUUCUGCAACCUCUUCACCUACGAAGAAUGGCAAAACUUCGAAUACAGCCUCGACCUCUAUUUCGCCGGCAGUUCCUCCUUCCAAUCCCCCACUGGAAGAGCAGUCGGCGUCGGCUACGUGCAAGAAAUGCUCGCCCGUCUGAACAACCAUACCCUGGGCUACUCUGGCAGCCAAAUCAAUACCACGCUCGACAAUAACACUGUCACUUUCCCCUUGAACCAAUCUUUAUACUUUGACUUCUCGCACGAUACGAAUAUCAUGAGUAUCCUUACGGCUUUUGGAUUUAGGCAAUUCAAUGAGUUGUUACCGAGUACAAAGCACCCAGGUCCCCACAAUCUCACCGUGUCCCAUCUAGAACCCUUUGCUGCGCGCUUGGACAUCGAAAUCAUCGAAACACCAUCACCAUUGUCCGAAGAUAGAACAUAUGCGGAGGGACAGAAGACGAGCUAUAUCCAUUUCAUCCUGAAUCAACGGACGAUUCCGCUGGGUGUCAGCUUUCCGGAAUGUGGGGGGAGAUUGGAUGGCUGGUGUGAGCUAGGCACGUUCUUGAAAGUGCAGGAGAAUGCAGAGGCGCUGGCGAGGUAUGAUUAUGCCUGCAAUGGGGACUAUGCUGCAGUGCCUUAUGGGAAUGUCACCGAUGGCGCCCCAAAUAAUUAG